This is a messenger RNA of Syzygium oleosum, 676 nucleotides long. RefSeq lists its product as uncharacterized. Lineage: Eukaryota; Viridiplantae; Streptophyta; Magnoliopsida; Myrtales; Myrtaceae. The record is from RefSeq and is a predicted model, not a curated record.
CCGUUAUAUAAACCCUAGCCUUAAACCCUAAAUCUUGAUUCUUGAUUAUUGAUUCUUGAUCUGGCCUUGAUACCCUGGACAGGAGAAGCCAUGAGUCGGAGUUUGCUCAGGAGCUUCGCUCUCUACUCUCGAUGGAACCGACCCAUCGUUCCCUUUUCUGCUCCGGUCGUCAAGAGGGUCAGAUUCUACUCCCACGACGAGCAGAGCAAGCCCCAAGAUCAGGAGAACGAUGCUGCUUCCCAUGCCGAUGAUGAUGUUGGCAGAGAAGAACUGAAGAGGAGGAUCUUAAAAUUUUACGAUGAUGGCAACAUGGAAGCGAUUCCGACGAUUCUUGAGGAAAUUUUGAAGCGGAAAUUGGCAGGAAAAAAUGACGAGAGCUUGCUUGAUCAACUUCCCUCUAACAUUAGACCUGAAGAUCUUGAAAACGGUGAAGACAGUGAUUGAGAGACUGGUAAUCUGUUCGUUACCAGGUCAUAUGACAGUCAAUUAGGAAUAGAUAAGGUUAAUUUAUACAUAGCACUCUAGAUCUGUUAUCCUGCGCUUCUGAUGCAGGCGAUUUAUUGUUUUGUCUGGAGUAAUGUAAUUUACUUGUGUAAAAAUCUUUCCAAUUUCCAGCAUCAGAUGUAAAUGAUGAAGAUAUUUGCUUCAAGUGCAAUUCAUUUAAAAAAAUUUUCCA